This is a messenger RNA of Austrofundulus limnaeus, 8178 nucleotides long. RefSeq names its product talin 2b (gene tln2b). The coding region runs from base 181 to 7872 and encodes 2563 amino acids. Gene Ontology annotation, biological process: cell-cell adhesion; actin cytoskeleton organization. The transcript has 58 exons. Gene Ontology annotation, molecular function: actin filament binding; integrin binding; structural constituent of cytoskeleton. Gene Ontology annotation, cellular component: cytoskeleton; cytoplasm; plasma membrane. The record is from RefSeq and is a predicted model, not a curated record. NCBI's taxonomy places the organism in Eukaryota, Metazoa, Chordata, Actinopteri, Cyprinodontiformes, Rivulidae.
GCAGGCAGGGAAGCUGUGUUUGACCCGCUUGUGGUGUAUGGUGUGUGGAUGUGUGUGUGAGUGUGUGUGAGUGUGUGUGUGUGUCGCCUCGCCUACAUCCAUCCAGGUCCGCUCGCAUGCGUUUAGGAGCGCGAGCCAUCAGGUGUGUAGGUUGGUGAGGCCAUUCAWCUACCCACCAAGAUGGUGGCCUUGUCGUUAAAGAUUUGUGUACGUCAGUGCAACGUGGUGAAGACCAUGCAGUUUGAGCCAUCCACUCCUGUGUAUGACGCCUGCAGGAUCAUCAGAGAGAGAGUUCCAGAAGCCCAGAGCGGACAAGCCUCAGAUUAUGGCCUGUUCCUGUCUGAUGAGGAUCCCAGGAAAGGAAUCUGGCUUGAAUCUGGAAGAACCCUGGAUUACUACAUGCUACGAAAUGGAGACAUUUUGGAGUAUAAGAAGAAACAAAGGCCGCAAAAGAUCAAAAUGCUGGAUGGGACCAUUAAAACCAUCAUGGUGGACGACUCAAAAACAGUUGGCGAGCUACUUGUUACUAUAUGCAGUAGAAUAGGAAUCACUAACUAUGAGGAGUACUCCCUCAUUCAAGAAGUGACAGAAGACAAGAAGGAGGAUUGUACUGGGACGCUGAAGAAGGACAGAACUCUGCUGCUACGAGAUGAGAGGAAAAUGGAAAAGCUCAAAGCCAAGCUUCAUACAGAUGAUGAYUUGAACUGGUUGGAUCACAGCAGGACCUUCAGGGAGCAGGGAGUGGAAGAAAAUGAGACCCUGCUGCUCAGGCGCAAGUUCUUCUAUUCAGACCAGAAUGUGGACUCGCGGGACCCCGUUCAGCUGAACCUGCUUUAUGUUCAGGCCAGGGAUGAUAUAUUGAAUGGCUCCCACCCUGUCUCCUUUGAUAAAGCCUGCGAGUUUGCAGGGAUCCAGGCUCAGAUCCAGUUCGGACCCCACGUGGAGCACAAACACAAGCCUGGAUUCUUGGACCUGAAGGAGUUCCUGCCUAAGGAGUACAUCAAACAGAGAGGGUCUGAGAAGAAAAUAUUCCAAGAGCAUAAAAACUGUGGAGAAAUGACAGAGAUUGAGGCAAAAGUGAAGUAUGUGAAGCUUGCUAGGUCUCUUCCAACGUACGGAGUGUCUUUCUUCCUGGUGAAGGAAAAGAUGAAAGGUAAAAAUAAGCUGGUCCCAAGGCUUCUAGGGAUAACCAAAGAGUCGGUGAUGCGAGUUGACGAGAAGACGAAGGACGUGGUGCAGGAAUGGCCCCUAACGACUGUCAAGAGAUGGGCGGCCUCACCCAAGAGCUUCACCUUGGAUUUUGGCGAGUACCAGGAAAGUUACUACUCUGUUCAGACUACAGAGGGAGAACAGAUAUCCCAAUUGAUCGCUGGGUAUAUUGACAUCAUUCUUAAAAAGAAGCAGAGUAAAGAUCGUUUUGGCCUUGAGGGGGACGAAGAGGCCACCAUGCUGGAGGAAUCUGUUUCCCCUAAAAAAUCCACAAUCUUGCAGCAGCAGUUCAACAGGGUAGGCCGUGUGGAGCAUGGGUCAGUGGCCCUUCCUGGUAUCAUCCGAUCCGGCUCUGUUGGUGGCCCCGACACAUUCAAUCUGGGCUCCAUGCCCUCUGCCCAGCAGCAAAUCACCACCGGGCAGAUGCACAGAGGACACAUGCCUCCCCUGAGCCUGGCCCAGCAGGCUUUAAUGGGAACCAUCAAUAGUAGCAUGAAAGCUGUGCAGCAGGCCCAGUCUGACCUGGGACACGUAGACAAUCUGCCUCCACUAGGACACGACUUGGCAUCCAGGGUUUGGGUUCAGAACAAAGUGGAUGAGUCCAAACAUGAAAUCCACUCUCAGGUUGAUGCCAUCACUGCUGGAACGGCUUCUGUGGUCAAUCUCACAGCGGGUGAGCCAACGGAGACCGACUACACAGCGGUGGGCUGCGCCAUCACCACAAUCUCCUCCAACCUCACGGAAAUGUCUAGGGGAGUCAAGCUCCUGGCCGCAUUAAUGGACGACGAGGUGGGAAGUGGACACAAGUUGAUGGGCGCUGCCAGGAUGCUGGCAGGAGCCGUGUCAGAUCUGCUCAGAUCUGUUGAGCCUGCAGCCGCUGAGCCCAGACAGACGGUGCUGACUGCAGCAGGAAGCAUCGGACAAGCCAGCGGGGACCUGCUCCGUCACAUGGGGGAGGGCGAGACUGACGAGAAGUUCCAGGACACCCUGAUGAAUCUGGCCAAAGCCGUAGCCAAUGCAGCUGCCAUGUUGGUCCUGAAGGCCAAGAAUGUGGCCCAGGUGGCCGAGGACACCGUGCUGCAGAACCGUGUGAUUGCAGCUGCCACUCAGUGCGCCCUGUCCACCUCACAACUGGUCGCCUGCACCAAGGUGGUGAGUCCAACCAUCAGCUCCCCGGUGUGUCAGGAGCAGCUGGUCGAGGCCGGCAAACUGGUGGACCGAUCUGUCGAGACCUGUGUGAAAGCCUGCCGCUCGGCCAGCGACGACGGCGAGCUCCUGAAGCAAGUGGCCACGGCAGCCGGCGUGGUGAGCCAGGCCCUCGGCGACCUGCUGCAGCACGUCCGCCACUACGCCAGCUGUGGGGAGCCCAUCGGACGCUACGACCAAGCCACGGACACCAUCAUGAACGUGACCGAAAACAUUUUCUCUUCCAUGGGCGAUGCUGGAGAGAUGGUGCGGCAGGCUCGGGUGUUGGCCCAAGCCACCUCGGAUUUAGUCAAUGCCAUGAGGUCGGAUGCAGAGGCAGAGGUUGAUGUUGACAACUCAAAGAAACUUCUCGCUGCAGCCAAACUCCUGGCUGAUGCCACGGCUCGGAUGGUGGAGGCUGCUAAGGGGGCAGCUGCCUACCCGGAGAAUGAGGACCAGCAGCAGAGACUCAGGGAGGCAGCUGAGGGGCUACGUGUUGCCACUAAUGCUGCAGCUCAAAACGCCAUAAAGAAAAAACUAGUCACUCGGCUUGAGAUAGCCGCAAAGCAAGCCGCAGCUGCUGCGACUCAGACCAUUGCAGCUGCCCAAAAUGCUGCUGCUUCCAACAAAAACACGGCGUCACACCAGCAGUUAGUGCACAGCUGCAAGGCGGUCGCAGACAGUAUUCCCCAGUUGGUGCAAGGGAUGAGGAGCAGCCAGGCCCAACCUGAGGAGCUUGGCCCCCAACUCGCUCUCAUCAUGGCCAGUCAGAGCUUCUUGCAGCCGGGAAGUAAGAUGGUGACGUCGGCAAAGUCAGCAGUUCCAACGGUGGCUGAUCAGGCUGCUGCUAUGCAACUGGGCCAGUGUGCCAAGAAUUUAGCAACCUGUCUGGCAGAGCUCAGGACUGCGACACAGAAGGCCCACGAAGCCUGCGGUCCUCUGGAGAUUGAUUCAGCCCUCAAGACUGUACAGACACUGAAGAGUGAACUCCAAGAUGCGAAGAUGUCUGUGAUUGAUGGCCAACUUAAACCUCUUCCUGGUGAAACGCUGGAAAAGUGUGCCCAGGAUUUGGGAAGCACAUCCAAGGCUGUGGGCUCCUCCAUGGCUCAGUUGCUGACAUGUGCUGCUCAAGGCAAUGAACAUUAUACAGGUGUCGCUGCUCGAGAAACGGCGCAGGCGUUACGCACAUUGGCCCAAGCAGCCAGAGGCGUGGCAGCCAGCACCAAGGAGCCUCAGGCUGCAGCUGCAAUGCUAGACUCAGCCCAGUAUGUGAUGGAGGGCUCGGCCAUGCUGAUCCACGAGGCCCACCAGGCUCUGGUUCACCCGGGAGACGCUGAGAGUCAGCAGAGGCUGGCGCAGGUAGCCAAAGCGGUGUCUCACUCCCUGAACAACUGUGUGAACUGCCUGCCAGGCCAGAAGGACGUUGAUAUGGCUCUGAGGAGCAUCGGAGAAGCCAGCAAGAAGCUGCUGGUGGAUUUUCUCCCUCCCUGCAAUAAGACAUUCCAGGAGGCCCAGACUGAUCUGAACCACACAGCAGCUGAGCUCAACCACUCAGCAGGAGAGGUCGUCCACUCAUCUCGUGGAACCAGCAGCCAGCUGGCUGCAGCCUCGGGGAAGUUCAGCCAAGACUUUGAUGAGUUCCUGGACGCCGGCAUUGAGAUGGCAGGACACACCCAAAGCAAAGAUGACCAGAUCCAAGUCAUUGGUAAUCUGAAGAAUAUCUCCAUGGCAUCCAGUAAGCUGCUGCUGGCUGCCAAGUCUCUGUCUGUGGAUCCAGGUGCAGCCAAUGCGAAGAAUCUUCUAGCUGUGGCAGCAAGGGCGGUGACAGAGAGUAUUAACCAGCUGAUAACGCUCUGUACCCAGCAAGCAGCGGGACAAAAGGAGUGUGACAAUGCCCUGAGGGAGUUAGAGGCUGUCAGGGGUCUCCUAGGCAACCUUAACGAGCCUGUAAACGAACUCUCCUACUUUGAUUGCAUUGAAAGCGUCAUGGAAAACUCCAAGGUUCUGGGAGAGUCGAUGGCAGGUAUUUCUCAGCACUGUAAAACAGGUGAUGUGCUAGCCUUUGGGGAAAGUGUGAGUUUGGCAUCCAAAGCUCUAUGUGGGCUGACAGAAGCUGCAGGACAGUCCUCUUAUCUCGUGGGCGUUUCUGAUCCCAAUAGUCACUCAGGUCAUGAAGGGCUUGUGGACCCCAUUCAGUUUGCACGAGCCCACCAAGCUAUACAGAUGGCUUGUCAGAACUUAGUGGAUCCAGCCAGYAGUCCCUCACAGGUCUUGUCUGCAGCAACAAUUGUAGCCAAGCACACCUCCGCUCUCUGUAACGCCUGCCGUCUAGCUUCUUCRAAAACCUCCAACCCCGUGGCUCGGAGGCAGUUUGUCCAGUCAGCCAAAGAGGUGGCAAACACCACUGCCAACCUCGUCAAGACCAUCAAGGUCAACUCCCCAACUGAWCAAAACAUGUUAGAUGGGGAUUUUUCUGACGAGAACAGAAACAAGUGUCGCGCUGCUACAACUCCUCUCCUCGAGGCUGUAGAAAACCUCUCAACUUUCGCCAACAAUCCUGACUUUGCAAGCAUCCCACCUCAGAUCAGUAAUGAGGGCUCAGCAGCCCAGGAGCCCAUUGUGCGUUCAGCUCGUUGUAUGCUCGACAGCUCCACAUACCUUAUAGAAACAGCCCGCUCGCUGGUCCUCAACCCCAAAGAUCCCCCCACCUGGUCAAUUUUAGCCGGCCACUCCAGGACGGUUUCUGACUCUAUCAAAAGCCUCAUUACGUCCAUAAGGGACAAAGCACCAGGGCAGAGAGAGUGUGAUUACUCCAUUGAUAACAUCAAUAAGUGUAUCCGGGACAUUGAGCAAGCUUCCCUGGCAGCAGUUGGGCAGACACUUCCCUGCAGAGAUGAUAUCUCCAUGGAAGCACUCCAGGAGCAGCUGACAUCCUCUGUGCAAGAGAUUGGUCAUCUGAUUGAUCCUGUCUCCACAGCAGCCCGAGGCGAAGCUGCCCAACUGGGACAUAAGGUGACCCAGUUGGCCAGUUACUUUGACCCGCUCGUUGUGGCAUCAGUGGGCCUGGCCUCAAAGCUGCACGAUCACCAGCAGCAGAUGACCAUCUUGGAUCAGACUAAGACCCUGUCUGAAUCUGCCCUUCAGAUGCUCUAUGCUGCCAAAGAAGGCGGGGGGAACCCAAAGGCAUGCCACACUCAUGACGCCAUCUCCGAGGCCGCCCAGCUGAUGAAGGAGGCUGUGGACGACAUCAUGGUGACUUUGAACGAGGCAGCGAGCGAGGGGGGUAUGGUUGGUGGCAUGAUGGAGUCCAUUGCUGAGUCCAUAAGCAGGCUGGAUGAGGGCACACCUCCUGAACCUGAGGGCUCUUUUGUGGAUUACCAGACCACAAUGGUCAAGUUCUCCAAGGCCAUUGCCAUCACUGCACAGGAAAUGAUGACUAAAUCAGUGACCUGCCCCGAGGAGCUUGGUGGUCUUGCCUCCCAGGUGACAGUGGACUAUGGGCAGCUCGCACACCAAGGACGUCUUGCUGCAGCCACUGCAGAGCCAGAGGAGGUUGCUUUCCAGAUAAAAACACGGGUGCAAGAGUUGGGCCAUGGCUGUAUUUAUCUGGUCCAGAAGGCUGGAGCUCUGCAGCUCAGCCCCACUGACAGCUUCUCCAAGAGGGAGCUCAUUGAGUGCGCUCGAGCAGUCACAGAGAAGGUGUCCUUGGUUCUGUCAGCACUGCAAGCAGGUAACAAAGGCACCCAGGCCUGCAUCACAGCAGCCAGCGCUGUUUCUGGAAUUAUCGCUGACCUGGACACUACCAUCAUGUUCGCCUCAGCUGGAACACUGAACUCUGAGAACGAAGAGUCUUUUGCUGAUCACAGGGAGAGCAUUCUGAAGACGGCCAAGGCGCUUGUGGAGGACACCAAGCUGCUGGUUGCAGGAGCUGCGUCCAGCCAGGAGAAACUGGCCCAGGCUGCUCACUCAUCAGCCAAGACCAUCACCCAGCUCACAGAGGUGGUCAAACUGGGAGCAACAAGCAUGGGAUCUGAUGACCCCGAGACUCAGGUGGUUCUGAUUAAUGCCGUCCGGGAUGUGGCCAAAGCUUUGGCUGAGCUCAUCGGUGCCACCAAAUGUGCUGCAGGCAAAGCACCCGAUGACCCGUCCAUGUAUCAGCUGAAGAGCGCUGCCAAGGUCAUGGUGACCAACGUGACGUCUCUUCUAAAAACAGUGAAGGCGGUGGAGGAUGAAGCCACUCGUGGGACAAGGGCACUAGAGGCCACCAUAGAGUUCAUCAAGCAGGAGCUGACAGUGUUCCAGUCCAAGGACGUCCCGGACAAGUCCACCACGCCCGAGGAGUUCAUCCGCAAGACAAAGGGCAUCACUGUAGCAACGGCCAAGGCGGUGGCAGCAGGCAAUUCCGCUCAGCAGGACGACGUGAUCUCCACAGCCAACCUGAGCCGCAAAGCCAUCUCUGAUAUGCUGACUACCUGCAAGCAAGCAGCACAUCAUCCUGAAGUGAGCGAGGAGUUAAAAGGCAAGGCCUUGCAGUACGGCUCAGAGUGCACCACCAAAUACAUCAACCUCCUGGAGGAAGUGCUGCAGGUCACCAUGUUGGACUCUUGUUUUCAGGUGCUUCAGAGAUCUGCGCCGGAGCAGAAGCAGCAGCUGGCCGUGCACUCCAAGCAUGUGGCGGCGUGUGUGACGGAGCUCGUCCAAACAGCUGAGGCCAUGAAAGAUGGAGGAUCAGAGUGCGUGGACCCCGAGGACCCCAACUUCAUUGCCGAGACCGAGCUCCUCGGAGCAGCAGCCUCCAUUGAAGCUGCGGCCAAGAAACUGGAGCAGCUCAAACCCAGGGCCAAGCCCAAGCAGGCAGAUGAGACGCUGGAUUUUGAGGAGCAGAUCCUAGAAGCAGCAAAGUCCAUCGCUGCAGCAACUAGCGCUCUUGUGAAAUCUGCCUCUGCAGCUCAGAGAGAACUGGUGGCACAAGGGAAGGUGGGAUCCAAUGUAGCCAAUGCAGUGGAUGAUGGCCAGUGGUCACAGGGUCUCAUAUCAGCUGCCCGUAUGGUGGCAGCGGCCACCAGUAACCUGUGUGAAGCAGCUAACGCCUCGGUGCAGGGCCACGCCAGUGAGGAGAAGCUCAUCUCUUCAGCCAAGCAGGUCGCGGCCUCCACAGCUCAGCUGCUGGUAGCUUGCAAAGUAAAGGCCAACCACGAUUCUGAAGCCAUGAGAAGACUACAGGCUGCCGGCAACGCUGUGAAGCGAGCUUCAGACAAUUUGGUCAAAGCGGCUCAGAAAGCAGCGUUUGACAAAACCGAGGAUGACAGCGUUUUGGUGAAGACCAAAUUCGUUGGAGGCAUCGCUCAGAUCAUCGCCGCUCAGGAAGAGAUGCUGAGGAAGGAGCGGGAGCUGGAGGAAGCCCGGAAGAAGCUGGCUCAGAUCCGACAGCAGCAAUACAAGUUUCUGCCCAGCGAACUGAGGGAGGACGAGGGCUGACCGAGGCAGAGCGCACCGCGUGUGUGCUGACAUGCAGCUAUAAGACCCUCUUCCCAGCGGGAGACCGCUUUUACUCGGACACAAUUAUUGAACACACAGCACUUGAAAACAGGCCUGUUUGGUGACGGGGAAAAGAGAAAAAAAAACAAGUGCCUGUGCUCUGUGGUGUAUUUGUAUGAGUGUGUGUGAUGUGUGUGUUUGUCGGUGAAUGGCAUUGACAAUUCAGACUUUAAUAUAAAGAAGGUUGUUAUUGUUUGAAAACGGACACAAGGAUCAAGUUAUUUGAUUAAAUCAAUCUUUACUUUA